AUGGACCCAAACCCAAUGCGCGUGCUCGUCAUCGUCUCCCAGCGAAGUGCCCGAUGGAAGAAAGCCCAGAAUCGCGCCGAGGACCUCGUCCCAAGCGCCAUAAGACUGCUUCAGAAUAAAAAUCUCGGCAACCGAUUCCACGCGACAGUUUCCGACGCCAAACUUCUCGCAGUCCAAAAGUGGCGAACCCGCACCUUCAUCGUCUUCGACAUCUGCAACACCGCCUACGACGCAGAGCUGGGCCAUCUCCCCGAGCAGAACCAGCUCCCCGUAGUAGUAGCGCAUUUCAGCAAGAAGCAAUCAGCAUACAUGGCCAACGCAUGGGUCUCCAACAGAGUGAAUCGGGAUAUCGCACUCCUCCAUAACGCCAACGGCUUCGGCGCAGUUCCGCCAUACGUCGAAGAUUGGGGAUUGGGGAAACUGCCUCAGUACCGUCAUCCACGCGACAUGUCUCUGUUAUAG
Messenger RNA from Penicillium lagena, 462 nucleotides. RefSeq lists its product as uncharacterized. Bases 1 to 462 code for a protein of 153 amino acids. The transcript has a single exon. The record is from RefSeq and is a predicted model, not a curated record. Lineage: Eukaryota; Fungi; Ascomycota; Eurotiomycetes; Eurotiales; Aspergillaceae.